ACUGCACCUGUACGCUCUCGUAUCGUAUGCAACAAAAACAACCAGGGGUUUUAGAAAAGAGCAGAGAUUAUCCGAAUCCACUCUUUUGUUUGCCCAGCAAGCAGAUCUGCGGUCGGCUUAAAAGGGCUUCGCGCUGGUUCUAGUGCUUACCAAAAAGAAAGAAAAAAAAAAGAGAGAGAGAGAGAGUGAGAGAAAGAAAAAAAAACAUCAAAGCGGCUUUGGACUCCAGCCCUCCACUGCGAGGUAGUCUGACAGUCAGCAAGUACGCAAAACCGCAGCUUUCCUCCUGCCAGUGAAGCGAGCAGCAGAAGCCCCUCGCAGUGUAAAGACGACAUGACAGACUUGCACCAAGGUUACGCUGGACCAUCAGGAUGGGUCAUCUGUGCUGACCUUUACCAGAAUGUGCAGCUCUCUGUCCAGCGGUCAAUGGGCCAAAACAGUGCAGACAUCAAGUGGAAGAACAUGCAGAAUAAAGUGGCAAUUGCAGAGAUGUUUCUAAAUCACAGUGCUUCAUAUUUCGGGGAGUACAAAGGGAGAGUGAGCUGUGAUGCCCAAUGCAACACUCUCUGUUUACAAAACUUCACACAAGCAGAUGAAGGCAACUAUGAGAAGACAGAAACACCCAAAGAUGGAACUCAACACAAGUGGACAGUCCAUCUCUUAAUGCUGCGGUCUCCCAAAGGACUAAACAUUUCUGUUCCAUCCAAGAACAGCUCUGAUGAUGAGCUGACGCUACACUGCCAGGCCCAGGAGGGAACGUGCCUCUCCUAUUGGUGGCUGAAAGACGGCAAGCCACUCCCCCUGGACGGCCGCCACCAGCUGUCCCAGUGGAACCAGACUCUGAAGAUUGUGAACGUCACCAGAGAGGACUGCGUGAAUUACACUUGUGAAGGUGCAAACCGUCUGGGCUUAGUAGCAGCCUGGCGGUUGCUUUCAGAUAAGAACUCCAGCGCUUGUGCCAAAGCAACCUUCUCAGCCACCCAUACGCUGGCAAUAUCAGUGGGGAUCAUCUGCCUUCUGGGCUUCUGCCUCAUCAUCUACUGCACCCAUCGCCACCGUCAGGCCAUCUACAGUUGGAUCAGAGGACAACAAAAGGAAGAAAAUACGUACAUGGAGGUAGUCGACACAGACUUGGACCCCCGACGCCCCAAUACGCAUCACACACCAGGGGAAGGGGAAGACCCGUAUAACGGACAGGAACUUGAUCAGGCCUCAAGAGCUUCUGUGAUGGUCCAAUAUGUCUAUGCAGAUAUCCUUCCUCCAAGGGAAAAUGGAUGCAUUCACAGGGUCAAUGGGGACCUCAAUGACUCUGUUUACUCCACCAUCAUAUCCGAGAGUUCGCUCUGCACCAUAAGGGAGGACACUCGACAGCAGAGCUCCAGCGAAGCCCUUCAGGUGUGGUGACUCUGAGAGGACUCCUCUAUUAUGCUGGGCAGGCCGAUGCCAUCAAGGCCAAGUUGAUGGUGGGUAAUCUUGGGAAGAAUUAUAGGAAAUUCAGAGCCGAGCAGCUCAACCUUGAACCUUUUUGACUUUAUUUUGUUGGAGCAGGAAGACGCCUGCUGGGGUGACCCAAACAGUCAGCACUUCUAGGACUGUCACACCCAUCCAUGAAUGCAGUUCUCAGUAUCCCUAGGGAGGCAAAUGGACAGUCCAGCAGGGUUUGUGGUGUUAGCAGAGGAGCUACAUUGCGGAGGUGGAGUGAACUUCCAUUGCCAGGCACUGUGCAACAUUCAGUGCAUCUUCGACUACUGACAAUAAAGACAAAUGGGAGAAGACACGAGGCGUCUCGGAUUUUUUUUUUUUAAAUACUUAAUUAUGGGUUUGGUUUCUCACGUCUCCUGCUCGCUGAUGGAUUUCCUGUUCGCAGACGACGAGCGCUCUUCGUGAAGCUUCAAUACGCACGUGCGCCGUCUUAUUCAAGCGCAUCUCCUCCCCAUCGGUUUGGAAACUACAGCAGCCCAGCUCGAGAGCUGGCACCCAGCAAGACAAUGGCGGACAGGCACCGCCGGGGGGUGACCCCCGGCAGACGGGACAUUCUUCUAGUCGCGCUUCUGGGUAAGUCCGCGCCCUUGGCUCACCCAAAUGCAUGCCAAUCUGACGACCGAGCGAUCGAAGUUAGGUAGACGAGGCGGAUAGUUUUACAGCUGUGAAAAUGGACAGAAAUGCAAAUGGAAAAAAAUAAUAAGUUGAAUAUAAGUAAUUACACAGGUUUCUUGUGAAAAAUUUUAGGAUUUAUAGAUUUGGUGUUUGCCGCAUCCAAACCUGGUGGCAGAGUCGCUCCAUCUUAUUGGGAGAUGAAGGCUUGAAAUGAAAAAGAGCAUCUAUUUUAGAAACAAAACGUGA
This is a messenger RNA of Polypterus senegalus (gray bichir), 2343 nucleotides long. RefSeq names its product CD48 antigen. Bases 334 to 1404 code for a protein of 356 amino acids. The record is from RefSeq and is a predicted model, not a curated record. The transcript has 10 exons. NCBI's taxonomy places the organism in Eukaryota, Metazoa, Chordata, Cladistia, Polypteriformes, Polypteridae.